AUGUUGUUGAAUGUUUUAUCCUUUAUUUGCUUAGCUAUUAUCACUAAUGCUGCUGUGGUAAAGAAAAAUGAACCAAAAGUAAUCAGAAUGGAUGUCAAACAAGGUGUUUCCAAUUUGGUUAAAAGAGGUGAUGCUACUGGAACGAGUGGGUUGACACAAAACUAUUACGCGUUUACCCACCUUGAGGUAGGCUCAAAUAAGGAACUCACCGAAGUUAUAAUUGAUACUGGAAGUUGGUUGACACAUAUUUUUGAUGUAAAUAUCACUUGUUCAGGCUGCCAAGGUACUAGUGAGUACAAUUCUUCCCAAUCUUCCACCGUUGUCAAACUGGGCAAGAAAGGGCAAUCAUUUUUUGGUCCUGAUGCCUAUUAUAUCGGGGAAUUGGUUAGUGAUUCUAUUCAAAUUGGCGAUUUAACUAUCCCAGAAGUUCUUUUCAAUGACGUUCAUAAUUCCAGUGGGUUUGGCUAUGGUAUUCUUGGUUUGGCUAAGCCAUCUACCGAAAAUGAAAGUGUUGCAUGGGUCGCGAGAAACCAUGGAUUGAUUAACAAAGCUGCUUACUCCAUUAUUAUCCAAAACCUUGAUGGAAGUGAUGGGAAUCUUAUUAUUGGUGGUUAUGAUGCUGCUAAAAUUGAUGGGGAAAUCAACUGGACUAGCAUCAAGGAUUCAAAUAUUCAUGCGUUACUUUCUCAAGUUGAGAUAAAUGGUGAAACUAUCCCAGUAAACAGAAACUAUACUUUAGACACUGGUGGUGGUAAUGGAUACUUACCUGAAGAUGCAUAUAACCGAGUCGUUGCCAAUUUACCCGAAGAUCCAGAUUUUGGGAGUGAUCAUAGUUAUAUUCGCUGUUCUCUACUUGAAGGCAAAACUUUUACCUAUAAUUUGAAUGGAAUUGACUAUAAGUUUCCAUUAAGAUCAUUAUAUGCCCCCGGAGAAAGUUAUGGUUAUUGCCAUCUUGCUUUGUAUAAAGGGGAUGUUGCUCAAUUGGGUGGAAGUAUUUUCAGAAACUUAUUCCUUGCUGUUGAUUUAGAAGGUGAUUUGUUCGGGCUUGCUAGUUUGAAAAAUACCGCUGAAACUGACAUAAAACUGUUCUAA
Candida dubliniensis CD36 is the source of this 1092-nucleotide messenger RNA. RefSeq names its product Sap99p (gene SAP99). Gene Ontology annotation, molecular function: aspartic-type endopeptidase activity. The record is from RefSeq and is a predicted model, not a curated record. NCBI's taxonomy places the organism in Eukaryota, Fungi, Ascomycota, Pichiomycetes, Serinales, Debaryomycetaceae. The transcript has a single exon. Gene Ontology annotation, biological process: proteolysis. The coding region runs from base 1 to 1092 and encodes 363 amino acids.